This is a messenger RNA of Bradysia coprophila, 1487 nucleotides long. Its product is annotated as ribosomal L1 domain-containing protein CG13096-like. The record is from RefSeq and is a predicted model, not a curated record. Lineage: Eukaryota; Metazoa; Arthropoda; Insecta; Diptera; Sciaridae.
UUGUUUACACCUGAACACCAUUUUGAAAUUUGUUGUCUUCUUGUGUUUUCUUGAAUUGUGUUUUUUUGAGUCGAUUCGAUCGAUCAUCCUAAAUACAUAUUGAUAUUAAGACAUUAAAUCAACGACAAAACCUCCAAGGAAGUAAUGACGCCCGAUCCAAAGGUUUUAUUUACCAGAAAAUGGAUGCUCGCCAACCACAAGUCACCGGCACCGUUUCAACAAGAGAAAUUCGACACUAUUUUCUCCAGCCAGUCAAUACAGAAACAUGUUGAGGAUUUAAAAAACUCCAUAGACAUUGAGCUGUACAUCAGCCCGCGUUUGUUGCCUGAAGACUCUUACAUUAACUUGGAGAUUUACAGUCACAAGCAUCCUCACAUUCCGAUUAAUUUGAGCCGAGUUGCUACUGCUCGUUCCUGUCACAACGACGAUUCGAAUGCGUUGAUAAUUGUGAAGGACGUACGAAUCGCUGGCAACAAAUUGGCUAAACCGGAACGUACAAUCAGUCAUUAUGAAACGCUUUUUCGCAACAAUGGCAUCGACCAGAAGCUAAUUACAUUCAUGCCUCUGUCUCAGCUGUUGAACGAUUAUGCUGGCUACGAAGAACGACGUAAACUUGCAUUUCUGUAUGAACAGUUCAUUGUUGACAAGGAUAUUGCCGCUAAAGUGAAUGCUUUCCUUGGAACGAAAUUGCUUCACGAAGGUCGUGCGGCGUUCCCGGCUGAUUUUAGCGACCAUCUUACAUUGGCUGAUAAGAUUCAUAAGGCUUUACGAAUGGUCUACUGCAUGUACACACAGCCAACAGACGACCAAGAAUCGAAAAGUAUUAUUCGAGUUGGACGACAUGGUAUGGCUAAUGAGCAUAUUGUCGAAAAUAUCAUUGAUCUUCUCCACCAACUGCAGGAACUGCAUCCAGGUGGUUGUAACAACGUUAGCAGAUUGGUUAUCCGUGCAAGCUCGGACGUCGGAAAGCCGUUUGAAAUUUACAAAGAUGAAGCCGGUCCUGUUUACCCCGAAGAAGCGGCCACAACUGACGAAAAUUCGCCAGCCAACAAAUCGGAAGUGGAUGAAUCUUUACUACAAAAAGUCUAUGUGCACACUUCAAUUAUACCUAAUGACCAUAUCGUACCGGACAAGGAAGAAGAUUCCCCCAACGAUGUUCGACGUGACAACAGUCAACCGCAAGCUCCCCCUAAAGCGCAAAAUGUACCAGCCAAUUUGGAGCAACAAGUUCUUAACUGUCUCAAACAGUAUGUGGCUAAAUCAAACAUGAACAUGAACGCCAACAAUGCUCCUGGUAUGGUAACAGCUAAUCGAGUUAUUAAACGACGUAGAGUUCCAGUCGCUGGGCCAGGCAAUCGUAAUGGCAAAAUGUUUUAAUGUCAUAAUGCCGAACAGUCUGGGGCAGUACAGUCACUGCGUUUGAUAUAUUUUAUGUGAAAACACUCCGAAGAAAUAAAUUCAUAAAAAUAUCCGAUAGGCGAACAAAA